GUCAUCCAAUAUCAUACUAAAUGAAUUUUAUUGGCAUUUUAUGAUGAAUAAGGCAUUCAGAAUACAUACUCAAUAUAUUGUACAAAUGAAUAACUGGCAUUACAUUACGUUCCCUCUUGACUUUCCCUGACCACCCGAAAACGAGACUAAGCGUCAAAAUGGCCGAUGAUCUACGCACUAAUCUCAACUUUGAAGAUAUCAAUCAUGGUCUGGCUCGUUUCCGAGAUAAUGUCAUACUCAAAUCAAGAGAAGAAUCGAGAAAAAUUAUAUCUACGUGCAUUGAGAAAGUAAUCUUGCCAGUAUUGACCAAAAUUGGAGAGAUAGAGAAGCGCUUCCAUUGCUCAGUGCCCUCUUCUAUGAACGCGAGUUAUUUCGAAGGCUUAAAAGUGUCAGCCAAGAAUGAAUUCGAGCUCAUGGUGAACUUGGAUCAUUUAACGGCCUUCAAAUCCUUUGAUGAUCUGGGCAAUCGAGAAAGCAAAUAUGCCUGUUAUGGCUAUUUGUUGUGCAAACACAGCUAUCACAAUUUGUCAGACGUGGUGGUCAGCCCACCCCCAAAUUGCAAGCAUGAUAAAGAUGAUCAGGUCAUCUCAGCGCUGAAAGUAAGGAAGCAUUUUGCUGAACUGGCCAGCCAGGCUUGUUCUCAUAUCAAAUGUGACGAGGGGCUUCAGGUUGAAGCACAAUUUCGAGAUCCUUACACUGUCUUGAAGAUCACCAUGGAUGACAAAGCUUACUACUUUGAACUUGUACCUUCCCUACCUUUUGUGAAUGCAUGGCCCCCAAGUGCUGAGGACUUUGGAGUACGCACAAAUGAAUGGCUAACAACAGAUGAUGUCAGAGAAAUAAAGCAGAUGGGAUAUAGUGUGAUCCCAAUGAUUUGCCCUGCAGACCCAAAGAAUGAAGCUCUUUGGAGAAUAUCUUUCUCCAAAGCUGAGAAGUAUGUAAUGAGAUACGAAGAUUUUGGUGAUCCACGCGGAAGGCGCAAGCAGUGUUCCAGUUUCCUCAAAACCAUUCGUGAAGCUAACAAAGAAGCUAUGAGACCACUGGUUUCUUACCAUCUCAAGACCCUUGUCCUAAAUGAUUGCAUGAAGUGGCCAAAGGAUGAAAGCUGGACACAUGAAUUACUGUCUCAGAGGUUUGUUGGGCUGCUUUGGCACCUAGAUGAUGCACUGGAAAGAAGAAAACUACCUCAUUUUUUCAUCAAGAAAUGCAACCUGUUGGCACCCUAUGAUAUGGUUGAUCUACAAGAACUGGCCACAAAAGUGAAAGAUAUUUUCAAUGAUAUUGUGGUGAAUCCCCUUACAAGUUCACAGUUGAACAUUAAACAGGGACAUUAAAAUGCUGUUUUAAUUCUACUACAUUUGAAUUGUGUGAUGGCAGUGUAAUCUAUUUAGAAAUAUGAUAGGAAUAUAACAUUGGUCUUCCUGCAUAUAUGCAUAAUAUUUGAUAUAUUUUUAUUUUUUGUGCAGUUUAGACUUCAUCUUUUACUUUGAGUUUAGAAAAGUGCAUACUUAUAUUUCACUAAGUUUAUUCAAUCUCAUUAUCCUUAUCCUGAGUAUUUACAAGAAAUAUCUAAAUCAGGGAAAUGUUCAGAUAAGAGUAUUUGUAAAAUGUGAGGAAAUGCUGAUCUGUACAUGGAAUAUUCAAUAUAUACUUGACUCACCUGUACAAGCCUUACAUUCCUUGCACUUUAUUUGUGACAGUUGUAUUGAAAAUUUACAUAUCAGUCAUUUAUUCUAGUAAAAGAAACAGGGACCAACUCUAUGUUACCAAUCAUGUGUUUAGAGAUUUAGACUCAUGCAGUGUUUCACUGUUUGUUUAUCAAUAUGCACCAUUUUAAAGAUUGCAGUGAUAGCUUGACAUUAAAAAAAUUCUUGAAUGUUAUUACAUUAAAAAUAGACUGCAACUGACAAUCCAAGUUCCAAAUUGGGGAUUUUGGAAGGAAACCAGGUGCCAAAGCCUUGAACAGCAGACUAAACUUGAUACAGCCAUAAACAUCGAUUUUUAAGAAUGUAUUCCUGUAGUAUAUCUAGUUUUUUUUUUUAAAUCAUAAUCACCAAAUUUAUAUAAAUGUGUAAAUAGUACUUUGGCUGACGUUACAUUUACCUCUGCAAUAAAAAAAUUCAGGUCCUAAGUAGCAGCUUAUUUUGACAUAUUUUAAGCUCUAUUUUUACAUUUUGUAUAAUUUAAAUUUAACUUUUAAAAGAAUAUCCACUAUAAGAAGUAUUUUGGCUGUGACUUGGAUCUAAUAUAUACUUUCUAAUAUUAUCUUUUUUUAUGACAGAAGUAAAAGAACAAAUCUUUACUAUGGUAUACAGAUUUGUUAGUACUUUUUGUAGAAAUGGGUGUCUUUUUUAUCACCCAAUUUGCCAUUUAGUUGAAUGACAUGAAUGUCAUGAUCUCUAUAUGCAAUAUUUUUAAAAAUCAAUAAUUUUACAAUAUAUGCCAUAAUUGCAAGGAUAAAUAUUUCCUUACUAGUUAGUGUUGUAUUUUUAUGCCAUCGUAAUCUUGUAGCAAAUGCCAUGAUUUUUAGGACUGAUGUUCCCUCCCAAUUUAUUAUAAAUGUAUUUGGCACUGUAACAUCUUUAUGUAGCAAAUUAAAGAUGAAAUAAACAAUACCUGGAUAAUUAACAUAAGAUAUCUUGACAGUAUUGACUAUUACUGGUUAUUAAAUGUUAUUCCAACAA
Messenger RNA from Lingula anatina, 2684 nucleotides. Its product is annotated as cyclic GMP-AMP synthase-like receptor 1. Lineage: Eukaryota; Metazoa; Brachiopoda; Lingulata; Lingulida; Lingulidae. The record is from RefSeq and is a predicted model, not a curated record.